AGUCGGUACUCGCCGACCUUGGGCGCGCCCCGUCGGUCCUUCGCCUGGAGUGACGUGACACCAUCAUCCAAACCGGCGGGCACCAUCAGCCAUCUUUUUUGUGUGGAACUUAUAACUCAGUAGUGCGGCCGUUUCUCUGUUUCACAUCGAACUCAAUGUCGUGGUACCAGAAGCAAAUCCGAUUGCAAGCUCGCUCCCAAGGUUGCUUUCUCGUGCAUAAUGAGAUUGUAAGCCAAGUCCCAGAAAUUAAAAACUACAAAGUCGGCAUGGCCAACAUCUUUUUGCAGCACACUUCCGCAUCCCUCAUGCUCAACGAGAAUGCGGAUCCGGACGUAAGAAAGGACAUGCAUAUGGGCUUGGAUAAGAUUGUUCCCGAAACUCUUCCAUAUAUACAUACGGACGAAGGACCGGACGAUAUGCCUGGUCAUUUGAAGUCUGGUAUCGUUGGCGUCUCGCUAAAUAUCCCAAUCACGAACGGCCAACUCAACACUGGCAUGUGGCAAGGUAUCUAUUUGUGUGAACAUCGUCAUCACGGUGGUAGUCGUAAGGUAGUAGUGACCUUGCAGGGUGAAAAGAAAUAGAUGGCACGCUAUUUGCUGCUAGUAGAUGCGUAUCUUUUAAAGACACGACGCCUCCAUGUUUUGUACAAAAAUAUAAACAUUUUUUGACAUGCUUAUGUAUACGGAAUGUAUGGCGUUUUAUCGCGAGGGUGCUUGGAUGAACGCGUCUGUCUUGACUUAACGCU
This is a messenger RNA of Zychaea mexicana, 745 nucleotides long. RefSeq lists its product as uncharacterized. The transcript is spliced from 5 exons. NCBI's taxonomy places the organism in Eukaryota, Fungi, Mucoromycota, Mucoromycetes, Mucorales, Lichtheimiaceae. The record is from RefSeq and is a predicted model, not a curated record. Bases 156 to 581 code for a protein of 141 amino acids.